AUGCACCCACAGCUAGAUAAAAACAGAUUUGACACAUGUGAAAAACUAAUGGACGCAUUAGAAGAAUGCCACCGAAAGGAAUUUCUCAAACAGUGUCUUGGAUUAUGUAAUUUUGAAAAGGAGCAAUUAAGUCAAUGUUUACACUACACUAGGGUUAAUGAUUCCAAAGAACGUAUAAGACAAAGUAGGGAAAGGCAAGCUAAGAUGAAGUUGAAGCAGAAACAGAGGGAGGAGGAGGAGUAUGGAAAGAAUGGGUAUUUGAGGAAAGUUAUCGAGUUGGAGAUGCAAAAGAAGUAA
This is a messenger RNA of Lodderomyces theae, 297 nucleotides long. RefSeq lists its product as uncharacterized. NCBI's taxonomy places the organism in Eukaryota, Fungi, Ascomycota, Pichiomycetes, Serinales, Debaryomycetaceae. The transcript has a single exon. The record is from RefSeq and is a predicted model, not a curated record. The coding region runs from base 1 to 297 and encodes 98 amino acids.